AUGACAGAUAUCCAAAGAAGUGCUACUGAAGCUCGAGAUCGAGCAGCUCGACUGUUAAAAAAGAAAGCAAGUUUUACGUCGGAACAUCCUAUCCUUAGGACAAGCGGCAUGGCAUCAGAACAACCAAUCCACCCACAAAGUCAUGAAGAUACACGCAGUCAAUUACAUCAUAAGGAAAAUACUUAUAAAAUGGAUCCGGAUGUACGUUUUCCAUCAGCUGCUAUCAAAUCAAUCGUGCAAGAUGUAUUAGAAUCUUACUUACAAAACGAAUCUUAUGAUUCGGAAGUGUGUCGUGAAAUGACAAAAACUGUAUCAGAAGUAAUACGAAGCCGAGUCAAAGAUCUCAACUUACGUCGGUACAAGUUGGUUUCGUUAGUUUAUAUUGGCCAAUUAACCAAUCAAGGUGUCAAAUUGGGUAGUCGUUGCUUGUGGGAUCCAAGUAACGAUAAUUUUUCCUCUCAUAGUUACCAAAAUGCUUCCUUAUUUGCCGUAGCGACUGUCUAUGGGAUCUAUUUAGAAUAA
This is a messenger RNA of Trichoplax adhaerens, 522 nucleotides long. RefSeq lists its product as uncharacterized. Lineage: Eukaryota; Metazoa; Placozoa; Uniplacotomia; Trichoplacea; Trichoplacidae. Gene Ontology annotation, molecular function: dynein intermediate chain binding. Gene Ontology annotation, biological process: microtubule-based movement. The coding region runs from base 1 to 522 and encodes 173 amino acids. The transcript has a single exon. The record is from RefSeq and is a predicted model, not a curated record. Gene Ontology annotation, cellular component: cytoplasmic dynein complex; cytoplasm.